Molecule: messenger RNA, 2938 nt
Organism: Spodoptera littoralis (African cotton leafworm)
Lineage: Eukaryota; Metazoa; Arthropoda; Insecta; Lepidoptera; Noctuidae
Source: the annotation of a GenBank genome assembly
AUGGAAACGAAGAUUAUAUUUUUAAUUGGAAACGAUGCCGCGAUGUUCAGUAAGGCCGGCCGGCAGUCGCUACCGGUGGCGCAGGCGCAGCGCACAGCGGCCGAUAUUGCAAGCCGGCUAGAUCACUGCAUGAGUGCAUUGUCGGGAGAAUCCAAGCAUACACAUCCAAGACUAUGGUUAUUUUCAAUGUCGCUGAUGCUAACGGCUCAAUGCGCCCGUACACAAUGUCCGUGGGAGGGUGCGCCAACGUUACAAGCCGCAUGUAUAUGUGCACAUAAUUUAGCGAGAGAUUUGUCAGUCCAAUGUGAUCAGGUUGACUUCCCGACGUUAUUGUCAGCUCUAAAUAUGAGCACACGAAAUAUUGUUAUCGAUCUACUUUACAUAAACAAUUCAAGCAUACCCGUCCUCACCAAUAACAUGUUUGCAAAUCUUAAAAUUCACAACUUACAAAUAUCUGGAUGUGGAAUAAAAAGAAUAGAAGAUGACGCUUUCCGAGGACAAGGCCCUUAUCUUAAAAACUUAAACCUGCAAGAUAACGAACUAACUGAAGUUCCUGUGAAGGCCCUAAAAAUUUUAAUUAAUCUCUCUCUAUUGGAUAUAUCUAAAAACCGCAUUUCUCACAUUGCAAGUCAUUCUUUCAUCACUCUUCGUAAGCUCACAACACUAAAAGUGUCUGACAACAAUGUUACGUUAGAACCCCAAACACUCACUGGAUUAGAAAACUCAUUAAAAAAUCUAAAUUUAAAAGGGACUAAACAAAAAACUGUCCCCGAAUGUAUAAGAGGCCUUCGUAGUUUAGCUUUUCUUGAUCUAUCGCAAAACAGUAUCAGAGAACUUCCAGGACCGGAUGGUAGUAAAACUUUCGAGGGACUGGACUCACUCACUGCUCUAAACUUAGAACGAAACCUCAUUGUCUAUCUGAGAGAUGAUGCGUUUGCUGGAAUAAAGAGCACGCUCAGUUCUCUCAGUCUUUUGAACAAUUUGCUUCCUGAAUUCCCGACUGCUGCAAUAGGGACAUUGAGCGAUUUAAGAGUAUUAGAUAUCGGAUUCAAUUUAUUAAAUAAGUUACCAGUGGAUGCUUUCGUUAACAAUCCAUCAAUAACUUUGUUAGCAUUAGAUGGUAAUCCUUUGCCCACAGUGCCAGAGGAAGCAUUUUCUCAUCUCAAUCAAACUCUUCGAGGUCUCAGUCUAGGCGGGCGAUUCCUAAAUUGUGAUUGUCGCUUGCGUUGGAUUAUAGAAUGGAUUCGAAAUGGAGAAUUACAAGUAACAUCACGAGAAAGAAACCCGCAAUUCUGCGGCAAUCCAUCGCAUUUCCGUGAACGUGGCUUUUAUAGUUUUGAGCCAAAUGAAUUAGUUUGCGAUAACGAUAUAUCUAUAUCAACAACAGAAAAAGCCAUACCAACUGUGAAGGAUUUGAACGAAUGGAAACUAAGUCAGGCCAUCACUACCACGUCAACAACCACUGCCGCCCCACCAUCAACAACGAGUACAUCUUCACCUCUCGAAACAGAAAUAAGUAACAAUAUAGAUAUUCCUACCAAACCAACCAUUAUUCAAAGUCCAAAUACGAGCACCACAAGCACUACCAGCACCGCACGCCCCAGCCGCAUCCCCUCAGUCCGACCAGCCGCACCCACCUGGCGCCAUGCUCCUCACCAGCGUCCCCCCCUCGUUAUGAGUUUUCCGCAACAAAAGCCAAAAGUAGAUGAUUCCAAUGAAGUUAUCGAAUGUAUAGUGGUCUGCGUGAUCUCCUUGGAGGAGGUUCACGUCAGUCCAGAAACGGUGCCGUAUUCCCAAUGCCGAGAGGUACGCACCGUUUCCGCUGCUGCCUCCAAUAUGGAUAAGAUCACGAUUGCAGCCAGUGCCGCCAUUUGUGGUACAAUAGUGGUAGCAGUACUAGUAUUUGCCGCGGCUUCGCGGCGCCGAUCUCGCACCGUGCAUCGUCUACAUACACAAGCUCCGGAGAAGAUGCCCAACCCUUGUUGCGGAGGUCUCACCGGCACCCCGAGCCCCAGCGGUCCACUUUCUUCGCUUGCUACGAUCGGCGCCUUUGGAAAGCAGCGUGAGUGGGAUCAAGUGUCGGCUUAUAGCGCACGUUCGAUCCCGCGUGCACGUUCCUAUACUGAACCAGCUCCUCCGGACCCAUUACCAGGUCGUCCUGGACGAGCACGUUCUCUCGCUGACGGUCAAUCACAGCAUAGCUAUUCACAUUCUGGCCGAUACGGAGUGCCAGGAUACCCUAGUAGCCUUCUAGGAUCUCGAGCUGAUCUCCGACAAUCGCGACAGUCCCUAGGAGCAGCAUCAGAACGUGCCUCCCGUUUAUCAUUAAGUGGUGCUGCCGGCGGAGCCACUGGCGGAACUGCAGGAUCUCGGAGAAGGCCGCGGUCAAGGUCCCGACCAGCCAGCAGAUACAGCGUCGGCUCUAUAGGUAUGGGAUACUGUGACACUUCCGACAACUGGACUGAUCAUGAUAUGGAUAUUUACAUGGCACGGAACCCGACGACUCGGAGUGGAUUAGUACCUUUAUAGCGUGUAAGGGACACGCCGGCGCCGCGGGGAGAUAUGACAUGUCGAGGACGCUCCUCGCCUACGCGAAGGGCUCCCGAGGGCUAUAAUACCUCGUGGUGCAGUCAUGAAGCCCGGAAAGGCCACCGACAUUCUCGCCGACAUAGCCAUGAGAAAAAAAACAAGCGACGUGCGCACGCGCACUGUAGCCGAUUCGCGGGUCAGAGCCAGUGUGUCCGGUAUCCGUUUAAAUAUUAAUUUUUCGUAAUAAUAUUGUUACCUUUACAACGUGACGAUAGUUGUAAUACUUGUACUUAAUUUCAGUACAUACAAUAACUUCUAUCCUUAGGUUAAAGAAUUGUAAAUGGUAGUAUUUAUGCUCUAAUGUAGAAACUAUGUUAAAGAUAGAUUUAAUUAAAAUAUUGUAAUUUCA